UGCAACCCUGGGUCGUUCUAGCAGUGUUGUCAAUUUUGACGUUUGAAAUUUCUUUUUCGAUAUCCGCUUAACGCAAUUGUUGAUCCAAUAAAAAACAAUGGCUCCCCGAAAGGCAAAAGCCCAGAAAGAAGAAGUCCAAGUGUCGUUGGGCCCACAAGUGCGCGAAGGCGAAUAUGUGUUUGGCGUUGCACACAUCUAUGCCAGUUUCAAUGACACCUUCGUACAUGUUACCGAUUUGUCAGGCCGUGAAACCAUUGCUCGCGUCACUGGUGGCAUGAAAGUAAAAGCUGAUCGUGAUGAAGCUUCACCCUAUGCUGCUAUGUUGGCUGCUCAAGAUGUCGCUGAGAAAUGCAAGACUCUUGGCAUCACCGCUCUUCAUAUUAAAUUGCGUGCCACCGGAGGUAAUAAGACCAAAACACCUGGACCAGGUGCUCAAUCUGCGCUGCGCGCUUUGGCUCGUUCUUCAAUGAAAAUUGGUCGUAUUGAAGAUGUGACACCCAUCCCAUCUGAUUCUACACGCAGGAAAGGUGGUCGUCGUGGUCGCCGUUUGUAAUUUGCAACGCUUUCUGUUUUUGUGCGCAUAUGUUAUUUCAUGUAUGCAUUUCUCAUGCGUAUACCAGAAAAGUGGAAACCGUAGCUAAAAUACAGUUUUUUUAAUAUAAGUGGUGAAAACUUAAAA
Molecule: messenger RNA, 679 nt
Organism: Anastrepha obliqua
Lineage: Eukaryota; Metazoa; Arthropoda; Insecta; Diptera; Tephritidae
Product: 40S ribosomal protein S14a
Exons: 3
Coding region: 98-553 (151 amino acids)
Biological process (GO): maturation of SSU-rRNA from tricistronic rRNA transcript (SSU-rRNA, 5.8S rRNA, LSU-rRNA); translation; ribosomal small subunit assembly
Cellular component (GO): cytosolic small ribosomal subunit; ribosome
Molecular function (GO): small ribosomal subunit rRNA binding; mRNA 5'-UTR binding; structural constituent of ribosome
Source: RefSeq, a predicted model, not a curated record